AUGGGACCACCACCCUUGCCACCAGGCAAAGACCGUCAUCAUAUUGUAGUGCUGGAGGCAAUUCACGUUAAGAUGCCAGAAUUCGACUUUCCACAUACUAUCGACUUCCAUCCUCGGACAUACAAGGGUGAUGUAGCAGAGCGCAUAAAGGAUGCCACCAUAGCUAUCGCCUGUGUGACGCCUGUAACGCCCGAGGACCUUGAUGUUGCAAAAGAUCUCAGGUGCUUGGCCAUUAUGGCAGUCGGUAUCGGUUGGCUGGACAGGGAAGAGUUUGCCCGACGAGGAGUUACCGUGACGAAUUGUGCCGGAGGAAACGUCGAGGCGGUUUGCGAGCAUUUUGUGGGAUUGUACUUUGCUAUCCGGAAAAAGAUUGUUGAGAUUGACAAUGCUAUGAAAGGCACCAAGGAAUGGUUGGAGAAAGGUACCCUGAUUGGUCGCUGGCCUGACAAGAAGCCAUCACCAGGAUGUCGACAGGAAGUCCUGGGUAUCUUCGGCUACGGAACGAUAGGAAAGAGGAUUGCCACACUAGCCAAAGCGUUGGGAUUCUCGGAGGUGCUGGUAGCGGACAGGAAAGGGAAUACCAAGAAUCUGAGGGAGGGAAGGAAAGCGUUCGACGAGGUGGUGAGGCGGGCCAGCACAAUGGUCGUCUGCGUGCCAAAGUCGGACGAUACCGUCAAUUUGAUUGAUGAAAAGGAGUUCGAGUCGAUGAGAAGCGAUGCGGUUGUCAUCAACGUCGCAAGGGGCGGCAUUGUCAACGAGGCCGCACUCGCAAGCGCGCUCAAGAACGGUAGCAUAGCUGGUGCUGCUGUCGACGUGCUGGAGACCGAACCUGGAGGCAUUGGCACGACACCGUUGCUUCCCGAUCCUGCAGUCGCAGAGCAGCCAAUUCCGAACUUGAUCAUAUCUCCACACAUCGCCUGGUUCACACAGGAUACAAUCGCCAACUACCAGCAGCUACUCAAGGAGGGCGUGGAGAAUUGGGCAAAUGGGACUCUGGAGAAAGACGGCGACAUCAAUCGAACGGUGUGCGUCCACGAUGGUAAGAUAUAUCGUUGA
Molecule: messenger RNA, 1056 nt
Organism: Cyphellophora europaea CBS 101466
Lineage: Eukaryota; Fungi; Ascomycota; Eurotiomycetes; Chaetothyriales; Cyphellophoraceae
Exons: 2
Coding region: 1-1056 (351 amino acids)
Molecular function (GO): oxidoreductase activity, acting on the CH-OH group of donors, NAD or NADP as acceptor; NAD binding
Source: RefSeq, a predicted model, not a curated record